CUGCAUUGUUCGUUUGUUUCUCUUUCUGCUUUCAGGUUCCUCGGAAUGAGUUUGGGAAUGUGUAUCUCUUCCAACCUAAGAUGAUGCCCAUCGGCUGCGUGCAACUGAAGCUUCCAAACCUCCACAGGGUGGCCCGUAAACUGGAUAUUGACUGUGUUCCGGCUGUCACUGGAUUUGAUUUUCACGGGGGCUAUUCACACCCAGUCACGGAAGGUUAUGUCGUCUGUGAAGAGCACAAGGAGGUUCUCGUUGCAGCCUGGGAGAAUGAAGAAGCAGAAAGGGAGAAAAAGGAAAAGGAGAAGCGGGAAAAGAGAGUGCUGGGAAACUGGAAACUGAUGGUGAAAGGACUUCUGAUCAAACAGAGAUUGAAGGAGCGCUACUCAGUUAAGAAUGAGGCGGCAGGAGCAACGAUGGAAAGAGGGGAUGGAUUCUCUUCCGAUGAGGAUGAGGAUGGAGGAGAACAACCAGCUUGACAGACACGUGCUGAGGAUGUGGCUGUUUCUUGGGCCCAGAACCGGCAGAUGGAAGAACAGAGCGAAGGAGAAAGAAGAACCAGAAGGAGCAAGAGAGAAAAGAAAGGGGAAGCAAAGCACUUAUUUCCAUUUGAGAAGCUGUGACCAGGAGGAGCCUUGGUGUUGAACCAAUUCUGUGUUCUUUCAGACCAACUUCUGCGUAUUUUCAGGCUUGCUUAUAGAAUGGUAUAUAUCUUGUAAAAUGUUAGCAAGUUGGAAACUUGGGGUUGAGUUGAUGCAAAAAAAGUUUAUCUAUUUUUUUAAAAAAGUGCUGCUUAUAGGAAUAAAUCAGGGAGCUAGUAGAAUCUCUACAAGUCUAGGCCAUAAGAUGUAUGUACACUUUGCUCUGUGUUGCUAUUCUAAAUAUGAGAUAUGUUGAAGAACAGAAAAACGGACAUGUUUUGCUUUCACCUCUUCUCAAAAGUUCUGGGCCUUCCUUCUUUAUAAUUGUGGACUUCUGAGGAAGAAGAUUGGUCAGAUGCUCUUGAUAUGUAUGCAUGUUUUUUGAUCACUCACUUUGUGGACUUUGUUUUCCUUUGGACAUUUUUCCAAUUCUUCAGUUACUUUGCUGUUAGUGGACUCCCUCUCAUUGUCCUUCACUGUCCUUGUUUUUUCCCCUUUUGGUUGUUUGCAAAACAGUUACAGGACCGCUGUGGAAGGUCCCACAUAUCACUUCUGGUAUGAAGGCGAUAUAGCAGAGUACUUUGGCUAGAAAUAGUUAGAAUCCUUGUGGGAGUCUUUUCCUGGAUGUUCCUGGUGUCAAGUCCUAGCAUUCUUGACUCCAUUGCUUGGGAAAACUGGGAGGGGAUCAGGUGUAGGAAACACAGCCUUUAGUGCCUUCAGGAAAUGAGCAGCAGUCUGCUGGGAAAAUCUGUCCAAACAUGACAAAUACCAACAGGCACCGUGCAAGAUCAGCGGUGCUCUUACAACCCUUCCCCCUCAUUUCAGUAAAGCUUGAGCAAGAAAGGCAAACGUGAACAUUUUUGUUAGUAUUAGAAAUAAACAUAAGACUUACAAGAAUAGGAAUUUUGAAAAAUGUACAUUUUGCUUUACUGUUUGUUGGAUUUCUC
Messenger RNA from Pogona vitticeps (central bearded dragon), 1582 nucleotides. NCBI's taxonomy places the organism in Eukaryota, Metazoa, Chordata, Lepidosauria, Squamata, Agamidae. The record is from RefSeq and is a predicted model, not a curated record.